CCUCCAUCAUUCGAGCUUACUCUUACAACAUUGGUGACUUGCGUACGAAUAUAGGAUACAAAAUCUCAUCAUGGGUCUACCUCAAUUAGAAACCUGUUGUUUUGUCUUCGAUUUGAAAACAGGCAACAUCAUAAUGGGAUCCUUAAACGCGUUAUUGUCAUUUACGCUUUUCAUAAUGAUGAUAGUUGUGUCGGCUACAAUAGAGCCGAUUAAAUAUGGCUUUGAAGAGGUGAGAGAUUUUGAGAAGGAGGCAGCUGUCACCGGCCUCUAUGUGAUGUCUAUCAUACUUGUGCUGAUGUUUUUGACGAAAUUCUGCUUCGACGUCAUCUUCAUAUACGGCGUAAUCACUGAAAGACCUACCAUCAUCAGAUCCUACUUCUUCAUGUGGGUGGUAUUCUUCCUGCUGUCUAUGUUCACAUUCUUCCUGAACGCCAGACAUUACGACUACGGCACAAUUUGCAUGGAGGUUUUCUAUAUAAGUCUCAACGUUUAUGCGAUCCUGCUGAGUCACAGCUUCUAUAAACAACUUAAUACUAGAGAAGAAGUAUAAAAAAAAUUAUAGUUAAAUUGUAAUUGAAUUAAAUUAUAUAAAUACGUUAAAAUUAUGAAAGACGACAAUAUUACUAAUAAUAUGAAUUGUUAUUUAUUUAGGUAAAUAAUUCUAUUAAAUCGUAUUUAUAUAUAUGUAUAAAUUGAUUGAAUAUAACCUUAU
This is a messenger RNA of Danaus plexippus (monarch butterfly), 712 nucleotides long. RefSeq lists its product as uncharacterized. The coding region runs from base 71 to 550 and encodes 159 amino acids. NCBI's taxonomy places the organism in Eukaryota, Metazoa, Arthropoda, Insecta, Lepidoptera, Nymphalidae. The transcript is spliced from 5 exons. The record is from RefSeq and is a predicted model, not a curated record.